This is a messenger RNA of Trichosporon asahii var. asahii CBS 2479, 1644 nucleotides long. RefSeq lists its product as uncharacterized. Gene Ontology annotation, biological process: positive regulation of transcription by RNA polymerase II. The transcript has 3 exons. Bases 1 to 1644 code for a protein of 547 amino acids. The record is from RefSeq and is a predicted model, not a curated record. Gene Ontology annotation, molecular function: zinc ion binding; DNA-binding transcription factor activity, RNA polymerase II-specific; sequence-specific DNA binding. NCBI's taxonomy places the organism in Eukaryota, Fungi, Basidiomycota, Tremellomycetes, Trichosporonales, Trichosporonaceae. Gene Ontology annotation, cellular component: nucleus.
AUGGAAGACCAUCUCACCCCACAGCAGCAGCAAGACAACGACGCCGUCGCUGCCGCUGCCGCUGCUGCUGCCGCCGCCCAGCUCGGCUUAGGAGACUUACAGCCUGCCCCCCACCAGCAGCAUCCUUACAACCUGCAGCAGCCCGAUUUCAGUCACUCCACUCACAAGGACGAUGGCACCCAGCAUCAGGAGGUCGACGUCCACGGACUCGAGAUCCCCGUGCAGGGCCAGGAGGAUGUCAUCCCCACUCAGGACACUGAUCUCGAUCUCAGCUUGAACCUCAGCGCACCUCAUCAUGUCGAGCCUCCCCCUAGAACAUCAUUUGGCAGGCCACCAUCGAUCCGUAAAGCCUGUGACUUGUGCCAUGCCGCCAAGCAAAAGUGUUCCGGAGAUCGUCCCUCAUGCACUCGCUGCGCUCAGGGAGGAUGGGCCUGUGUGUAUGCUCCGCGUCAACGUCGCCGAACAGUGCCGAAGGACCAGAAGCUCGCCAACGCUCUCGAUGCCCGUUCCCACCUCUCGUCGCUGGCUGGGACGCUCGGCAAGAAGCGCAAGCUGCAGCGCGAUGGGUUGGGUCUCGGUGGAGAGUCCAUGGACAUGCGGGUAGCCAUGGGCAUGGCCAUGGACCUUGGGUUGGCCGAUGAGGACGAGGACGAGCACCUCUUGACAAUGACGGACGAGCAGAUGUCUAUCGCUAUCGACGGAUACCUCGCGGAUCUGCCUCUGGCCACGUUCGUCCAGAACCUGCCCCAUAACGCGGCGCAGCAGCAGGCGACGGACUCGUUCGGCGGCGACUUCUCCAACGAGCACAUGCCCUUCUCCGACAUGGACCAGCAGACGUCUGCGCUCCGUGAUGCCAUCUUCUCGCUGCAUGAGAGCGCGGUCGCGCAGCAGCCGGCGCAGGACGGCACCCAGGCCACCGACGGCACGCAAGACGGAACGGAUUCGCAAGGAAUAGACAACAUUGACGAGUCGCACCUUGCCCUCCUCGACUUGUCGCACGCCAAUCUUGGCGUUGAGCAGGACCAGACCGGCACGGACACGACGGGCGAGCUCAAUCUGAACAAUCUGAGCGCGCAGUACCCGGCCGCUUGCCAGCACGUCACGAUGGUUCCCCGUGUCCUCGCGCUGUUAAACCAGCACCCUCUCGAGCCCAAGCCUGGGUCCAACACGCCUCUUUCCAUGUACAUCUUCCCUCCUUUGGCGCGUUCGCUGCGCCUGUUCCACUCGCUUGUGACGUGCCCGCACUGCUCGGGCUCGCCUCAGCAGACCCUCCCGCAACUCGCGCUUCUGUCGCGCACGACGACGAUUCUGACGUUCCCCGUUCCGCCGCCUCCGCCUAACGCGGCGGGCCGGCCCUCGGCCCUGAUUACCGUUCACGGCGCGCGCCUCUCGGGAACGGGCAUCUCGGAGGCGAUCGAGAGCCACAUUGUCGGUGUCGUGUGGGACAGUUGGCGCGCGAGUGUGCGUGAAAUCUUCAACGCGUUCGAGCGCAAAGCGCAGGACGUGAUUCAGCAAAACGCGGCGCUCACCGCCGCGCAAGACGGCCAGGCGCCCCAGAGCAGCGCAGAGACGCAGCGCGCGGGCCUCAUGUUCCAGGCCAUGAGCCGCCUCGUGUCUGCCAUGAACGAGGUUGAGCGCGAUUAG